AUGCAAAUCCCUUUCUUGACAGCAAAGAAGCUAAUCAAAACAGUAAUCAUUGAAGAACUGGAACAGAAACGGCAGUUGGAGUUAAAAGAGAAGCAAUGGGCUUCUUUACUAGAAGGAAAUGGAAGAGUGCUAAGUAUCCUUAGUGGAAGCCUACAGAAUCUUUUGCCUGCUACAGAGCGUUUAGUAAAAGCUAAAUCAGAUGGCUCUCUUGCUUCUACUACUACUGCUCCAACAGAACCAAAUCUAAGUAAACUUCGUUCUCGCUCUCUGGAACCAAUUACUGGUUUAGCGAUGUGGAGCUCAGAGCCUCACAUCAUUGAGCUUGUAAAAGGGGAGCGAGGGCUUGGCUUUUCUAUUCUAGAUUAUCAGUCUGCUUAG
Nezara viridula (southern green stink bug) is the source of this 378-nucleotide messenger RNA. Lineage: Eukaryota; Metazoa; Arthropoda; Insecta; Hemiptera; Pentatomidae. The record is from the annotation of a GenBank genome assembly.